This is a messenger RNA of Oreochromis aureus, 3823 nucleotides long. RefSeq names its product transient receptor potential cation channel subfamily M member 1-like. Gene Ontology annotation, molecular function: calcium channel activity. Bases 227 to 3787 code for a protein of 1186 amino acids. The record is from RefSeq and is a predicted model, not a curated record. Lineage: Eukaryota; Metazoa; Chordata; Actinopteri; Cichliformes; Cichlidae. Gene Ontology annotation, cellular component: membrane. Gene Ontology annotation, biological process: protein tetramerization; calcium ion transport into cytosol. The transcript is spliced from 22 exons.
AGGUGGUCCAAAUGUCAUCUCAAUCGCACUGGAGAGCUUGAAGGAGGAGCCCCCUGUCCCAGUGGUGGUCUGUGAUGGCAGUGGUCGAGCUUCAGACAUCCUUUCGUUUGCUCACAGAUACUGCGAGGAAGAUGGGUUGGUUAGUGAGAGUGUCAAAGACCAGCUGCUGGUCACCAUCCAGAAGACUUUCAACUACAGCCGCAGCCAGGCACAGCAGAUCUUCCUCAUGGUGAUGGAGUGCAUGAAGAAGAGAGCUCUGAUUACAGUGUUCAGGAUGGGCUCAGAGGGACAGCAGGACAUUGAGAUGUCCAUCCUCACAGCUCUGCUCAAAGGUACAAAUGCUUCUGCGUCUGAUCAGCUGAGCUUGGCUCUGGCCUGGAACAGAGUGGACAUUGCUCGCAGUCAGAUCUUUGUGUAUGGACUCCACUGGCCUCCUGUGCGAACUUCACCUUCUGACCGUCCAAAGAGCCCGGUAGCCCAGCGACCAUCAGCAGGAGGGGCUAAAGGGAAACCCCGGGGGAAGAAGGGAAAAGGAGGAAAAAGCAAACCCGAACCUCCUGAAGAGACGGACCCUCGGAAACUGGAGCUGCUCAACUGGGUGAACUCAUUGGAACAGGCCAUGAUGGACGCCCUGGUGUUGGACAGGGUCGACUUUGUUAAACUUCUGAUUGAGAACGGCGUCAACAUCCACCACUUCCUCACCAUCCCCCGUCUGGAGGAGCUGUACAACACGAAACUGGGACCAGCCAACACACUUCACUUUUUGGUCCGAGAUGUCAAAAAGGGGAAUCUUCCUCCAGAUUACCAGAUCACACUGAUUGAUAUUGGACUGGUACUGGAGUUCCUGAUGGGUGGAGCGUACCGCUGCAAUUACACAAGGAAGAGUUUCAGGACGCUGUAUAACAACCUGUAUGGCCUCAAAAGACCCAAAGCGCUGAAGCUCCUUGGUAUGGAGGAUGAUGAACCCCGCCCAAAGGGGAAGGGAAAGAAGAACAAGAAGAAGGAGGAGGAAGUCGACAUUGAUGUAGAUGACCCUGAAGUCAGCAGGUUCCAAUACCCCUUCCAUGAACUGAUGGUGUGGGCGGUGUUGAUGAAGCGCCAAAAGAUGGCAUUGUUCCUGUGGCAGCGAGGGGAGGAGGCCAUGGCAAAGGCUCUAGUAGCCUGCAAGCUCUACAAGGCCAUGGCUCACGAGUCUUCCCAAAGCGAGCUGGUAGAUGACAUCUAUCAGGACCUGGAGAACAACUCCAAGGACUUUGGUCAGCUGGCCUAUGAGCUGUUGGAUCAAUCCUACAAACACGAUGAGCAGGUGGCCAUGAAGCUCCUGACCUACGAGCUAAAAAACUGGAGCAACUCCACCUGUCUGAAACUGGCUGUAGCUGCCAAACACAGAGACUUCAUUGCCCACACCUGCAGCCAGAUGCUGUUGACCGACAUGUGGAUGGGCUGUCUGAGGAUGGGCAAAAGCAACAGCCUCAAGGUCAUUUUAGGGAUUAUUUUCCCUCCUGCCAUCCUGCUCCUGGACUUUCGUCUUGGGGAUGAAGCUCCUCAUCAUUCGUCCAAAGGAAGCAAUGAUGGAAAAACUAAAGAUGACAAGAAGUCAAACAAGGAUGCAGCAUCUAAUGUUGACGCUAUUUCAAAGAAAGGAGAUGAAGAAGAAAAUGAGAGUGACAAGAAGCACGGGAAGAGGGUUCCUAUCGGGAGGAAAAUCUAUGAGUUCUACAACGCCCCAUUCACCAAGUUCUGGUUCAAUACGAUCUCAUACCUGGUGUAUCUGAUGUUGUAUAACUACAUAAUCCUGGUGAAGAUGGAGCGGUGGCCAUCUUUGCAAGAGUGGAUCGUCGUCUCUUACAUCGUCACUCUGGGCCUGGAGAAAUUCAGACAGAUCCUGAUGUCCGAGCCUGGGAAGCUGAAGCAGAAGAUCAACGUGUGGUUGGAGGACUACUGGAACAUCACAGACCUGGUGGCUAUCUCGGUCUUCAUCUUUGGGUUCCUGCUGCGGCUGGAGCCUGAGCCGUACAUGGGAUACGGCCGUGUCAUCUACUGCGUCGACAUCAUCUUCUGGUACAUCCGAGUUCUUGACAUCUUCGGAGUAAACAAAUACCUGGGGCCCUACGUCAUGAUGAUCGGCAAAAUGAUGAUCGACAUGUUGUACUUCGUGGUUAUCAUGCUGGUGGUGCUGAUGAGUUUUGGUGUAGCUCGGCAGGCCAUCCUCCAUCCAGAUGAGGAGCCGACGUGGCGUUUGGCCCGCAACAUCUUCUACAUGCCCUACUGGAUGAUCUACGGAGAGGUGUUUGCCGACUCCAUAGACCUUUACGCGAUGGAAAUCAAUCCUCCAUGUGGAGAAAACUUAUAUGAUGAAGAUGGGAAGAAGCUUCCUCCCUGCAUCCCUGGAGCCUGGCUCACCCCCGCCAUCAUGGCUUGUUACCUGUUGGUAGCCAACAUCCUUCUGGUCAACCUGCUCAUUGCCGUCUUCAACAACACCUUUUUUGAGGUGAAGUCCAUCUCUAACCAGGUGUGGAAGUUCCAGCGAUAUCAGCUGAUCAUGACCUUCCAUGACCGCCCCAUCUUGCCCCCGCCGCUAAUCGUCUUCCCCCACAUCUACAUCGUACUGAAGAGGCUGUGCUGCCACUGCAGACGGAGAGCAGAGGGUGGAGAGUAUGACGACCGUGAAAGACGACUGCAGCUGGUGCUGAAUGCAGAUGAGCUGAAGAGUCUGCAUGAGUUUGAGGAACAGUGUGUGGAGGAAUACUUCAGAGAGAAGGACGAUGAGAAGCAGUCAUCUAACAACGAGCGAAUCAGAGUCACGUCUGAAAGGGUGGAGAACAUGUUCAUGCGUCUGGAGGAGGUGAAUGAAAGGGAACACUCGAUGAAGGCAUCCCUGCAGACGGUUGACCUCCGCCUGGCUCAGCUGGAGGAGUUCUCCAACCGAAUGAUGAACGCUCUGGAGAAGCUGGCGGGCGUCGACCGAGCCGAGCUCGUCCGCACGCACUCCAGAGGAUCGUCCGUGUGUGAGCCGGGCACUCUGCUGCGUCAAGGCAGCAUCAACAGCACUGACGGGUACAGUCUGUACAGAUACCAGCUGGAGCACGACGACAGGACGUCGGUGUUCGGAGACAUGGAGGGAAACGACAAGAGGGUCCAGCAGAGUCCAGAGCGGCAAGCUGGGAACAGCGAGGGAAGAGCCAAAACAGGUGAAUUGAAAGAGUUCGGAUCAGCUCUGGAGGCUCAAGGACUUAAGGACACUCAGUCUCUUUCAAACGUGGACAUCCUGAUCUCUCCCUGUGACCCGGACAUCAAAUCCCCCAAGACCUGCUCCAUUUCACCUCAACGUGACUCGGCUGACACUAACAAAGAUAAACCCAUAGAGAAGGGCCGACUGGAGGCGGCUGUGUCCUUCCCUCUGGAGAGGUCAAAGGUCACACAGUAUUUAUCCUCUUCAACCCUCAGCAGCUCUCCAUCCUCCAACAAGAAGUAUGUAAGCAACAUCAUCUAUAGCCCCAGCCAGCAGGACCAGAAUUGGGCCACUGAGAUGACCAGCAAGGAAUCCAAAGAGGAACUAGAUGAGACCAAGCUGCAAGGCCAUGAACAGGAGGGUCAGAAUAAUAAUGCAGAGGAGGAGGAGGAGCUGCUGGUAGGGGAGGACCAGAUGUAUCCAACGCUGCGCUCCAAGAGUCUCAAUGCCAACCCAAGAAAGACGAGGAAGAAGAAGAAGGAGGAGGACGAGGAAACACCACGUACAGCCAGCAGCGUCAAAGAUCUGGUUUCGGCGUUCAGUGGGGGGCCAUGAGAACACGGUGAAGGGCCAGGUCCAAAAACUCUUCAG